This is a messenger RNA of Synchytrium microbalum, 1515 nucleotides long. RefSeq lists its product as uncharacterized. Gene Ontology annotation, cellular component: cyclin-dependent protein kinase holoenzyme complex; cytoplasm; nucleus. The record is from RefSeq and is a predicted model, not a curated record. Gene Ontology annotation, molecular function: cyclin-dependent protein serine/threonine kinase regulator activity. Gene Ontology annotation, biological process: regulation of cyclin-dependent protein serine/threonine kinase activity; mitotic cell cycle phase transition. The transcript has 4 exons. Lineage: Eukaryota; Fungi; Chytridiomycota; Chytridiomycetes; Synchytriales; Synchytriaceae. Bases 1 to 1515 code for a protein of 504 amino acids.
AUGCCUCCUCCUCUCCAAACAAGCAUGAUGCUGAAACGACCAGCCCAACAACAAGACGAGAAUGCUCCAUAUUCAAAUCAGAAUACUUGGCAAGGACAUCUCAGUAAAGGCAGCGACAUGUCAGAACGCCCCGCCAAAAAGCAGACAUUGUCAUCGUCGUCUGCAUCUACACGACGUGUCCCACUAGGUCAAGUAAAGGACUCGAAUAAACAAGGAAACGAUGUCGCAGCUGCCCGUAAAAAAAUCAAGGAAGCACAAAAGACUGCCCAGGAAAGAAUACGAGCCACACGGAAAAAGUCGCAAUUGAUAUUUGCUGAAAAGCCAUCAAAUAUCAUCCAAUUACAACCGCCAUCUGCAUGGGCUGCUGCUCCACCACGAGAAACCACACUAAGUGCACUCAUACCUGGCUCUGCUAUUAAAUCAGUGCCUAGAUCCUCGGCUGAAGCCAGAGAAUUGAAGGCAUUGAAACGAGCCAGUACUAGUAGUAACUCAUCUAGUAUAGCAUCAUCCAGCAAGAAACAACAUGUGCACGUCCUUAAUAAUAGCACUAGUAGUAAUAGCACGAACUUUAUACCGCCAUCGCAUCGUAAAUCGAUAAUAGUCUCUAUUCCGAAAACGAUACCGGGACUGGGUAUGGAUAUUGAUUAUGAUGAACCACUUCGCGCUCGGUUUGGACAUAUUCCUACCAUUCAGGAGAUUGAGACUGAUCCGAUGCUGGGUGGAGAGUACCUGCAUGGAAUCUGCUACUACCUACAUGAUCUCGAGAAACGCACACUGCCAGAUCCCAUGUAUAUGGCGAAUAGCCAGCCGUAUCUCACCUGGGCAAUGCGGACAACACUAGUAGAAUGGCUAAUCCAAGUUCACGACACACUUAGACUGUUACCCGAAACACUCUAUCUAACGAUAAAUCUAAUGGAUCGCUUCCUAUCCCUCAAAACCGUAUCUGCAGAAAAGGUGCAACUCGUAGGUGUCGCUGCCAUGCUGAUUGCCUGUAAAUACGAGGAGAUCUCCGUUCCAUGUAUAGACGAUUUUAUCCAUUUCGUCGAGGGAGGCUAUACCCGUGAAGAAAUCAUCCAGGCUGAACGAUACCUGUUGGGUGUAUUAAAGUAUGAUAUUUCGUCACCUGGACCAAUGACGUUUCUUCGACGGAUAUCGAAAGCCGAUAACUAUGACGUCCAUACACGUACUCUGUCAAAGUACUUGAUUGAGGCUGCUGCCACGGAUGCGAGAUUUGUAGGUGUUGCUACUAGUCUUGUUACGGCUGGUGCCAUGUAUCUCAGUCGUAGGGUGUUGACGAAUGAAAAUUGGACCGAUAUGCAUUGCCAUACAUCGCUAUAUCUGGAACACGAGAUUGUACCUAUGGCUCAUGGUAUCCUGGAUUGCGUUGCUAGCCCUCAACUGCAUCCAAUUGUGUAUGAAAAGUAUGGCAAAACGCAAUAUAUGAAUGCGUCUGCAUUCAUGCAAGAGUAUUGUCGACGUAUAAACUACAUGUCUAUGCAACAGGCACAUCGAUGA